Messenger RNA from Drosophila eugracilis, 2404 nucleotides. RefSeq lists its product as uncharacterized. The coding region runs from base 1 to 2325 and encodes 774 amino acids. NCBI's taxonomy places the organism in Eukaryota, Metazoa, Arthropoda, Insecta, Diptera, Drosophilidae. The transcript has 10 exons. The record is from RefSeq and is a predicted model, not a curated record.
AUGAGCACCACCCCGAAGUGGUACUGCCGCAACAAAUCCCAGCCGAUGCACACGUUCGCGGAAAUCGGCAAAUUGGGCCUGGAGCUGCGUCGGAUUACCAAGAGGAUUGUGAUCGAUGUCAAUUCGGCGAUUUUCAGUGAACAUGACACCAUCUUGGAGGAGUGCGAGCGGGUGGUGGAGCAGUACUGGAAUCUCAAGGACGAGACUAAAAAUGCUGACUUUCAAUCGCUCUCAAAGAAGAUCAAGAGGAGUCCCUACAACCAGCUGCUGAUGAAGAAGUUCCAUUUGAUUAUGGAUCUGAAUGACAGACGUUUUUGCCAACUUACUUUUGUGCUUAAGAAAACAUUAAGCUUCUUGCUCCGGAAGGCGAUGCAGUCGGAGAUGUGGCUAAAUUGGGCUUUGCAUAUUACUCAAUUAUACAACAAGUGUCGGAAGGUGGAGAAGCCUGUAGUUCCAGUAGAGGUGGAUAGCCAACCAGGUGAAGAGGAGCUAGAGGAGGAGCCCAAGUUGGGUGGCAAGAGGAAGGAAGAAAUGCCCGCCAAUGUCUGCAGCAAUAUGUAUCCUGCCUUGCUCUUGGCUCUGAAGUCCAUUGAUUUCGGAUAUGUCUUACAGUUGGUGGCCCAAACUCGAGUAGAACAGAAUGCCCUGGAUCUGGUUUUUGGACUCUUCAACAUGGGCGAGCAAGAUGCCUGGCGGGAACAGCAGAAUCUGGAGUCCACUUCCUCGAGCUUGGAGAUUUUACGCACUCUAAACAUCUCCUUUGCCGCGGGCGAUUACCAACCAUAUUGUGACUCUGCUCAGGAUUACAAGUCCAUGCAGAUGCAGAUGGCCGAUGCUAGUCUCCAAGUCCAAGAUCAUGACCACCAGAGUCUUCGCUGCAAGCAUACGGAGAGUUUUUUGCAGAAGGAAAGGGUUUUUAUAGCUCAGUUGAUAGCCAAGGCCACGGAGAUUAGUCCAACUAUUUUUGAUAAUGGCAAAAAAGGUCCUGUGGACAUGAAUCUUUAUAUUGUCAAGGGUUUGCGACUUCUCUGGUCUUAUGUGGGCAUCAUAUUGGAUCACAUAUUGCUAUGGUGGAUAGAUAAUCCCGUGUCCUGCUAUCGUCUUACCCAUAUAGAUUCCAUCCGCAGUUGGCUCUAUCAUCAGAGUGUUAAUGAUAUUCCCGAACCUGUUUUCUCAACUCUUCGAGGUAUUGGCGAAAUCCUUACAGGAUUCGUUUGCAAUAACAUUUGGGACCAACUCUUCCGCCUCACUCUAAUAUCUUCCAAUAACACUAACCGCCUGGUGGAUGUGGUGGCUGAACAAUAUCGCGAUUGUCCCAAGAAUGAAUUUGGUACCCCAACUGGCACCGUAUGGAUUAGUAUUUUCGCCAACCUAGUAAACCUGAGUAACCAAUACUUCUCCAAUUUAGAGGCGCACAAUAACUCCAGCUUGCUGCCAGUGGCUGAGCAGAUACCCAUACUACAUAGGCUGGAUCAUUCGGUGCAUUCGAUGCGUCUGUGGGUCUUCGAGCAGGCCAAGCUUCUUUGCUGUGAGUGGAAAAUGGAUCGCUUCUUCCAGAUUUUAGAGCACGAUGUCAAGCUAUGCCUGAAUGUCUUCAUAACCUUUCAACUGCCGAAACUCACUGCCGACCUGAGCGAUAUUCUAAUGCUGGUUUGCGUUGCUCUGCGGACCAAGCUCAUCGCCGAGGUCAACGCCAAUAUAGACAAGCUAAAGAAAACCACCGAUGAGUGUGUUCAGAUUUUGUCAUCAGUUUGCCGCGUCCUUAGCCUGGCUAACUUUACGCUCUGCUUUCCCGCCGCCAGCUUUUGGCAGCGCGAGGUGUACAACAACGAUGAGAAGAGUCUCUAUGUGGGCUAUGUGCUGGACGAGAUCUAUCUGCCCACCAUACGUGCCACCAAGGACAUUGUAAUACUUAAACUGAUCCUCAAGCUUAUUUGCGAAGCCUGGCUAGAUUUUAUCUACCAGAAACGCAUUCGUUUUAGCGUGAAUGGAGCAGUUCGAUUGCUGAAUGAUUUCGAUGAUGUGCGUGAGUGGAUCCUGGCCUGCACUUUGUUGGAUGAAGAGCAACUGGAGAAGCUGAGCAACCAUGAGGUGCUACGUAUGUGUAAGGGAGUGGGCAAGAUACUCCUACGAAAACCAGAGGAUGUGAUCUCCAUUACCCAAUCGCCCAAGUUUGACAAGAAGGCUCAGGACACCUCCGCUCAGGACACUCAGCUGCCCUCGGAGAUGUUCGUCUCCAACCAGAAGCACUGGCUUCAACUACGAGCCAGUGGAGGCAAUGGAUUUCCCUUCCUCAAACUCUGCUGUGGCGAUGCCGCCAUGUAGUUGACUUUCUUCUAAGGGGUACAAAUGUUUAUUGAGCCGCUAAAAUGCUUUACAAAAGUGAGGGUCUAGAAUAUAUAUA